GCUGCAUUUCCAGCGUGCCACCCCAUAUAAAACCGUGACCGGGGCGCGAUACCAACAGGUGAUGCCGAAGGAGGAGGACACUCCCUCGAGCGACAUCGUCGAGAGUCUCCCCUGAGUCCUGCCGCCGUCGCCGUCAGUGAUUUACUACUCACGAGCCUAUCGUUUGUUCCUGCCUCUCUCUGCGGAUCGCCGACGACUCGCCGCGGCCGACGACCACCAGGACCCAUCAUCCGAAGGCUCACGAGAGCAAACGAGCCGAACAUCGGAUCCUCGUGCUCGCCGCGGAUCAACGGCAGAGGAAAAGCGGAGGGACCGUCGGCGAGAGAGAGAGAGAAGCAGCGAAAGUUUCGGUCGGUCGGUCGAUGAUUUAGUGGGCAGGUCGCUUAACAGUGCUUCUCUCGCGACUCCCGACGCAGCUUCCCGCGCGCGCGUUCGCCCUCGCGAGAGAACUCCGGAGGAACCUGAUCGGGGCGCAAGCUGGGAUGAGCGCGAGAUCGAUUCGCGACAUACGAUGAUCAAGUGUCCCCGUCCUCGCAUUGGAUUCCGCCAAGGUGAGCGACUUUGAAAUCUUUCAUGAGCGAUCCUCCGUGGCGACGCACGGGUGAUUUUCGUACGUGUACGCAACGCGACGAUAACUGCGUGGAACGAGCGAAUUUCCCUACCACUUCUCAUGCACCGGCUGUCCCUCUGGCUCCAAUUAAUUGUUGAAAUUUCAAAUUCAGAUCUACUUCUCCUCGAGAUAGUCUUUCACUAUUCGAUCGGUUUUCUACGCGCACACACAGGUACUUAUCACGAUACAGAAAUACCGGCUACAUAAAUUGGAAAUGAACUUUCCAAAGGAGCUCGUGACGGUUCAAAGGGAGUAUCUGUGAAAGGGAAUUUUCUUACACGGAGACACAAAGUACGAAUACAAUGAGAUUACGCGAUUGCGCGGGCGAGACCGACGAACGGCGUGGACGCAAGACGAAUGUGGCAACAAAAAGGACAGGAAUCAUUCCGUGAGAUAGAAAUGUCUCCCCGUCAUCAGAAAUACAUAUUAAAGCGCUUUUCCAGAAAUACAUAAAGGGAUCUGAAGAGCAUUGUGGUGGGACAGGAUAUUUCACUGUUCAACGGUCAGUACGCGACGGACAUCUUCACUUUAUAUGUAAAAUCAUUGAUUUCCUCUUGUCGCUUCGACAAUUCAGAAUCCGAUUGCGUUGCUACACGGAUUUAUUAAUAACCGAAACCAGAUUUCUCUUUCUCUUCUACGAUUUUUCCUCCCUCUCAUUUUUCUUCCAUCCGUCCGUUGCCCGCGCUGAAGCUAUUAAUUUCGCGUUGAAUAUAUAUCUAGAAGAUACACUCCCGAGAUUAAUCCAUCAGUGCUGUCGGCUCAACGCGACCCACGUUUCGCCAAUGAGCGAAGACGCAAAGGCAGCUUGAUUCCGAGCGAGCAUAAUUCGAGUCGACACCAACCGACUCCAAUAUAGAGCGCAAUAUAUUAAACACGCCGGUGAUCCGGAGCGUAUUCGUGAAUUCGUAAACUACCAGAGGAAAAGUAAUGCAGAGGCCAAUUUAUGGAAAUUGGACCGAAUAAUCAACGUUGCGCUAUAACACGAUCCACGUCGUCGGGAAAGCAAUCGUCCAUUCGGACAAUACGUGUCUCUAGAAAUGGGCGGUUUCAUUACACCGCGGAGGAUGACAAGAGUGAAAUGACGAAGCGGGAAACGUGGCGCGAGGAAACGAACCGCCCUAGCUAUCGUCAUGUUUUCUUAGUACGCUGGCACUGCGUACGCAACACGUGUUGGCAUAAAAAUAAAACCACGCCGACGGCUUCCCCGGCACGGCGCCUGAAAUUUCCAGGUUCAUCGAGCCACUUUGUUGAUUAGCAGUUCGGAUUACACGCGCUAACCUUUGCUGCUAUGUAACUCAAUCGCUUGAAAGUGAAACCUUAGUCGGAAACGGAUGGCUCGUUAAUUUUGAUACAGCUUUUAUUCGAAUAUCUGGCUCAUCGGUAAAGAAAGAGAGGGAAGAGGAAGAAAGGAAAGAAAGACAGAGAGAAAAAGAAAGAGAGAGAGAGAGAGAGGCAGGAAGACAGAGGAGAGAGACACCGCAAAUGGGCGACAAUAAUCAAUCGCCGAGCGUGGUUUCUUGGGUCGCGAAACUUGGUGGAGCGUAAACGAGAUGCUGUGACAACGGAAAACAGAAGAAAAAGAAAGAAAGUAUGCCACAAGGAAGCAUUCAAUGGCAGGGGACGCAGAGAAGAGCCUGCGGACCUGGGGCUAACUGGAACGUACAGGUGGUGAGAGGCAAGGUGACAACGCGGUGCUUGUGGCACGCCUGCAAAGCUCUCGGAAUUGGGCUGCUGCUAAUGCUUUUAGGAGCUUGCAUGGCGACCAUAGGAUAUUACGCGGAUCAACUGUCGGUGGCGCAAGAGAUCAGAGGUAAUCUUACGAUAAAAGUGAAGAACGAAUCGCGCGGGUUUCACCUGAACAAUCUGAGCUACGCCGGUCCCAUCGUUAUGGGUGUAGGAGGCUUCAUUGUGGUAGCUGCCUGCGUAAUGACCUUCGAGGCUCGUGAUAGCGCCGCCAAGGUGGUGCCGGCUCGUUUCCGCUUCAGUCAGACGUCUACACUCAAGAGCUCAAAGAGCCAACGCAACAGAAGAUCGACAUCGAGCCAGACGACAAAAUGGGACCACCAGCUGGGACUUUUCAGAGUAAACCGCAGCCCGAGUCCCAGCACGCACGAAGUCUCCAGGAAACAGCUGACGGCGGAAUUUAUGCAAUUCUCGAAGGACUUGAAGGAGAAGGGAGUGGCACACGCCAUAAAGAAGAGUCCGAGUGCUCCAACGUUGAUCGACAAAAAGUCACCACGUCGAAAAUCGCCCAAGUACGCCGCUUGCUCGCUACUAAAUCCGGAAUUGCUGCAAAGACACGCUCUCUCGGUCGACAAUCCGAGCUACAGCCCGCAUCAGAUCAGUAGGGAGAGUCUGGAGCAUCAGAAGAUGAACGGUAGCCAAGUCUCAAUGGCGAUGGAUCUACAUAUUCCGAACAAAGGUCCCGUUACGCUCAAAGUGAAAGACCGAUCCGAUACAGCGAGACGUCAUCAGCUACUGCGUCAGACAAAAGUGGAGGACGUCGAGGAAGUCGACGAAGCCAUGCGACAACCACCAACUCUCGUACAUUCGCCUAAAUUGCCAGGUACUUAUUGCAGAUAUCCAGACGACUUCGUGCCAAGGAAGAGAAACUCGAUAGACCUGAGAUUGCUAGAGGAAUUGACAGCGGUGUCAAAAGAAUUGGGUAAGGUCUCGCCGCGAGACUUCCGAAAGAUCUCAUCACCCAACUUCCGUAAAAUGUCCUUCGACAGAAUCGGCGGUGAUCGUCGCUUUGACAGAACGAUGGGACAUCGAAAGGCCAGUCUGGAGUUCCGAAGAAGCCCCGACUUCCGAAGAGGAGACUACAGGAAGCUCUCGAUCGAUAGAUUCAGCGUUGACUGUACCCGGUACAUGCUCGACGAGACUGAGAUGAGAUCGCGAACGAGCAGCGGGGAGAAUCUGCGAAGGCAGUCGCGACAUCCUAAACUGCACCAUUCCAGAUCGGACGACAACAGGAGACGAUCUUUCGAUAGGCAUCCGAGAGACUCUCAAUCGAGUAGACACUCUCUAAACACUCAGGCCGUCGUGGAGGGUUCCGGGUGUGAUUUUGAGCACAAGUACUUCACGACGGUGUCCCUCGACACCGAAGAGAGCCGCGGUGACAAUUCUGACGAAAGUCACGCGGUUGAUAUCGAGGAUACAAAUCCCGGCGCUGCGUCGUCAGACGGACCUACAGAGGCCGACAUGUUGCUCGAGGAACCGGAACUAGAGUACGUCACGGAGAUCGACGUGGAGAGUUCCGGCGAUGAUCUUGACGACGACGACGACGACAAGUGCAGAACGCUGGUCGAGAGAACAGACGCAAUGGUGCAUGGACAAAGUCCCAUAAUCAUCACCGAGGUCGCAGACCCACCGACAAUUAUCGACGAGGAGACAGCACGCAAUUCUGCUCGGCAAACAGAUAGUAAGAAAUACGAAGCGACCUUGUACAUAGAGGAUGACGAAGUAUGAAGAGAACCAAAAAUGUACUUGGGGAUUAACGCAGCACUCAGGAUAACCUGAAGAAACUAACGACAUUCGCGAAGCGCAAUUGAGAAUUGACAGCAUUGCUGGAAAUUCCCUCGCGAGAUUACACGAGGAAUUAGCGAUUGUCUUUUGAACGCGGCGCGACUCGACAUCGCGAAACAUGCUCAACGAUAUAAGAUUUAACACAGCAUAAAUAAUGAGAUCACGUUCGAAUUGCGUUUUGUAACGAGACAAUCGUUUUCUAUCAGCAGCCCGCGUCGCCCUCUGUGGAGAGACGACGAGCGUAAUAACAUUUGCCACGUUGAUGACAAAUAAUUGUUACCGACAAAUUUUGACGUAGCGCAUAGACAGUAAUAGAUCUAAUGUAAGGUAGAAUUCAUUGAAAUACAAGUGUGAUUACGCGUAUCAAAGAGCUUUUUGUACUCGUAAUUGAGAACGUAAACGUAAUAUAACGUAACGUUCGCUUGUAAAUAUUUCGAAGGCACGUGUGGCGCGAUUCAAAAUGGAUUAAGGGUCGUAAAAAGUGUAACGUUAUUCAAAGUAUCUUAGCACACACUAAUUUUGUCAAAUUUCCGAAACGCAAAAACAGAUUCACAAUUCGGAAUGCUACUUUUUACUGAAUUAUGAAAAUAGAAUUUUAAUAGACUUCUAAUUUAUUGAAAAUUUAUGAAAGAAUGUGUACAAAUAGCAAUGUGUCAAAUACGUGAUAACCGAAAAACUCUGCAUAUACCUUACGACACGCGGGUUAAUGUUUUAAAAGGUAUAAGAAUACGGAAUGCACGUGAUGGAUCAAGAUUUCAGCGUAUAGCACCGAAAGUAUCUUUAAGACUCUUCUCUAAAAACCAAGCAUGAAACAUAUAUGAGAACUGAACGUUUAUAGAUCUCAGGUCUCCUCUAAUCUGUUGUUAAUGCGUUUGCCACGAAAUUUACGCGAGAAUGCGGCCUAUUUCAUGCUUGUUCGUUGAACGUUAGUCGACGAAAAGUCAUAGAUCGUACGUAAAUUUGACGAGCGCGACGACCUCGGAACAUCUUUCGAUACAUUUGGCUCGACCAAUGAGAGAAAUGAAAUAUACAAAAUUUCUACUAAAGUCCGACAUUCUCUACUUUGCAACGGCGUCGAGCGUAACAGUUAUUCGUGAUGAAGUGACGGCUUAGCCGCGCGUGUAAUAUAUUUUUAUAUCCACACAGCGAUAUACAUAUAUAUAAUAGCUCAUAUAAUGUUGAUUAUAUAUUAACGAUCCAACAAUAUCGACAAAAUCGAGAUCGUUCUCGUUUUGACAAGCGCCUGGCUUGAAGAAAAUAUACAUCUGCCUUCUGAUAAACUAACUCUCACCUGAGAGUGUCCUUAUUUGUUGUAUGUAUGUUACGAUAAGUUAUUUUCGUUGCAAUUUCGCGAUCGACAAAAUUAUCGUUUAAGAUUUUAAUGUGGUUGUGCAGAUUACGAUUUAUAUAUUUGUCAAUUAGAUAAAGCAUGCAGGUUAUCUCAAAAUCUUCACGACCUUAAUUUUAAUAUCGAAUUUCCCGAGAAAUUUAGAAUGCAUUAUUUCUUAGGAAUAAUUCCGAGACACGUCACAUUUUUCGCGACAUCUUCAUAUUUGUAAUUAGAUAUCUUCGUAAUUAUAUGUUAGAUUGUAAAAUUUCUGAAAAAUAUAUCUCUUUAUAGCUGAGCUGAAAAAACACAGAUUAUCCUUGAAUUGAUCGAGUAAUCUUCAAUUAGAAUCUUCAAAAAUUAGAUGUUAGAAUUAAGGUCGGAGAGAUUGAGAGAGAAAAUGUAUACCUAAGCCUGACCGCUUACAUACGAUCAACACAGUCAAAUGUGUUGUUGAUUGAGAAACAAUCUUUACCCCACACUCGAUCUCAGUUGCUUUUUAACGUAGAAGGUAACGUCAACAAAACAAUGUAAUAAGAAAAAUGCAAUCAUUAUAUAUGCAAUAUAUUGUUGAUAUAUCGUAAAUUAACGAAUUGGAAUAUCUACAUCGAUAGAUAACGUGGAUAGAUAUUGAUAUAUAAUAAUCCUUCUCUUAAAACAAUCUGGUAUUUUUCUACCAGAAAUGUGAAAUUAGUAAUACAUUAGAAAAUGUAUGAAAAACUGCGAACGCGCGGGAGAUUAACGUCUUUCAUAAUUUUUUAACCCCCCUCGUUGAAGCAGCUCAUGCGUCUGUUGGCUGCUAUUUUACAUAGUGAAGAAUGAUAAGUUGUGACUACGGUCAUCGUUCUGUAGAGAAUGUAGGCCUGUGUGAAGCGCAUAACUAAUAAUCAACGGAAUAAACAUAAAAAACUGUGAUCGAGAUAUAACUCUAUAAGAAGCUGUAUUACUAAGUAACGUUUUUUGCGAGACUGCUCGUCAAUGAGCAAUGAAACUGUCUCAAAUCGAAAAGUAAAUAGACAAACGCGAUUAAAGUUGAUAAACACAACAGAGAUACCUUUCAAAAAGAACCAUAAAUAAAUUAAUUUAUUUCAGCUUUCACGUUUAUAACUGAUAUGUUGAUGAAAAAUAAAUCAUUGAGGAAUCUUUCGCGGUGUACAAUCAAAUAUUAGAAGUAUUAGAAUCUUUUUGAGGAGUUGAACGAUAUUCGUUUGUAACAUUACAGCGUGUCUCUCUGAAGUUCAGAAUCUACCAUAUGAGCUACGGUCGGUACUAAUUCUUGUAUAGUUAAUGAACAUGCCUGAACACAAAUAAGUGUCAGUAUAAAAUUUUUAAAUCAGUGUAACCCCUGCAUGCUAAUUGUUGUGACAUAUCAAUAAAAAGAAAAAACAUUCCUGGA
This is a messenger RNA of Odontomachus brunneus, 6861 nucleotides long. RefSeq lists its product as uncharacterized. Lineage: Eukaryota; Metazoa; Arthropoda; Insecta; Hymenoptera; Formicidae. Bases 2201 to 4081 code for a protein of 626 amino acids. The record is from RefSeq and is a predicted model, not a curated record. The transcript is spliced from 8 exons.